Gracilinanus agilis (Agile Gracile Mouse Opossum) is the source of this 1297-nucleotide messenger RNA. It is a transcript of the gene RXRA, whose product is annotated as retinoid X receptor alpha. Lineage: Eukaryota; Metazoa; Chordata; Mammalia; Didelphimorphia; Didelphidae. Gene Ontology annotation, cellular component: RNA polymerase II transcription regulator complex; nucleus. Gene Ontology annotation, biological process: retinoic acid receptor signaling pathway; response to retinoic acid; negative regulation of transcription by RNA polymerase II. Gene Ontology annotation, molecular function: retinoic acid-responsive element binding; nuclear receptor activity; nuclear steroid receptor activity. The record is from RefSeq and is a predicted model, not a curated record. The transcript has 9 exons. The coding region runs from base 1 to 1158 and encodes 385 amino acids.
AUGGCUAAAAAUGUGGCUAACCAGGAAGAGACAGGUGGGAGGAGGAAAGCUGUCACCUUUAUGCAGUCCUCAAAGUAUUUUUCCACCCAGGUCAAUUCCACGUCCCUGAAUUCCCCCACUGGCAGAGGGUCCAUGGCGGCACCCUCCCUGCACCCGUCCAUUGGCCCAGGCCUCGGCUCGUCGCUCGGCUCGUCUGGUCAGCUGCACUCACCCAUCAGCACCCUCAGUUCCCCCAUCAAUGGCAUGGGCCCUCCCUUCUCCGUCAUCAGCUCCCCCAUGGGGCCUCACUCAAUGUCUGUCCCCACGACUCCCACCCUCGGGUUUGGGACGGGCAGUCCCCAGCUCAACUCGCCAAUGAACCCAGUCAGUAGCACAGAAGAUAUUAAGCCACCCCUUGGGCUCAAUGGAGUUCUUAAAGUGCCCGCCCAUCCCUCAGGAACUAUGGCCUCCUUCACCAAGCACAUAUGUGCCAUCUGUGGGGACCGCUCCUCAGAGAUGCCCUUCGGAUCCUCCUAUCAUCUCAGUGGCCCCUUCUUUGUGGUUGGUCAGCCCAACGACCCUGUUACGAACAUAUGCCAAGCAGCAGAUAAACAGCUCUUCACCUUGGUGGAAUGGGCCAAGAGAAUCCCCCACUUCUCAGAGCUCCCCUUGGAUGACCAGGUCAUUCUAUUGCGAGCUGGCUGGAAUGAGCUGCUCAUCGCCUCGUUCUCUCACCGCUCGAUAGCAGUGAAAGAUGGGAUCCUUCUUGCCACCGGCCUUCACGUCCAUAGGAACAGCGCUCACAGUGCAGGGGUGGGCGCCAUCUUUGACAGAGUCCUGACAGAACUUGUGUCAAAAAUGCGAGACAUGCAGAUGGACAAGACAGAGCUGGGCUGCCUGAGAGCCAUUGUCCUCUUCAACCCGGACUCUAAGGGACUUUCCAACCCUGCAGAAGUAGAAGCUCUACGAGAGAAAGUUUACGCUUCCCUCGAAGCCUACUGCAAACACAAGUACCCGGACCAGCCUGGAAGGUUCGCCAAGCUCUUGCUCCGUCUCCCUGCUCUCCGGUCCAUUGGCCUGAAAUGCUUGGAGCACCUCUUCUUCUUCAAGCUCAUAGGAGAUACACCCAUUGACACCUUCCUGAUGGAGAUGUUGGAGGCUCCCCACCAAAUGACAUAGACCAAACCUCACCCCAUAGGGUCAGUCCUUUUCUGUCCAGUGGGAGGCAGCCCCCACCUCAAGUCCCCUCUCCCAACCUCUCUGCUGAUGCCAGAAACAUCUUUUGUUCUGUUCUUCUCAGCCUGGAUGACAUCCUGUA